Danaus chrysippus (African queen) is the source of this 1020-nucleotide messenger RNA. The record is from the annotation of a GenBank genome assembly. Lineage: Eukaryota; Metazoa; Arthropoda; Insecta; Lepidoptera; Nymphalidae.
AUGUUUUUGUUAUUUUUGGCUAUUUUCUUCUGUUGCGGACUCUGUGAUAGCGAGGAAGGAGAUCUGGGAUACAGUUUGAGCAUUGGCAAUGCUAUUGAUGUGUUCGCUAAUUAUGGAGAUUUAUCUCAAGUUACCCAAGUAGUGUCUGCUGAUUAUGAAGAUGAGAAUGAAGAUUCUAUAGAGCCUUUCAGAGAAAAGAAUAUCAGGGUCUUUGAAAACGUCAGCAGUGUGGAAAGACUUGGAGAUACUAUGAUGGACAUGACGAUACUCCUUUGUGAGACCUUCGAAGAUUUACUGUCCACAUACUUUCAGAACUUCAAAAUUGAAGGUACAGAAAAACCAUGGAAGGCGUUUUUGGGUGACUGGAUCUACGACGAGAUCAUGAGGACUUUCGGUAUUGAGUUCGACUCGAAAUCCGACAACUGCUGUUACGUUCUUGUCAAGCUGUCAAAAGUGUACAAAUCUGUCAAAAUGGACACAUCCAGGGAGAUCAGGGUGAAGGAAUAUGUCAAGUAUGCUGUCGACAACUUGAAUGUGUCGAAUUCAGCAGAAGUGAGGCGGUUCAUGAAAAGCUACGGCACACACUACAUAGACUCAUACGUGACCGGAAAUUUUAUAUAUCAGGUUUUUAAAUACAAACGAUCGGGUUAUAAUCUUCUUAAGUCGUAUAUACGACUACAGGAUCGCCGUAAAAGUAAUUCCGAUAGUUUAAGGUUCUACUUCUCUUCCUAUUUUCUUAAACAAGUGGGGGAUAUCAGGAUCGCCAGUGGCAAUAAGAACUUGGAAGAAUGGUCUCGAAAUAACUUACGUGACAGUCAAUAUCUAUUUUCAAGACCGAGUCUGUUAAGACUACAUUAUAAUCCUAUACUAGCUUUCAAACUCAAUGGAAUGCUUGACAACGGUGCUUUACUGGGACUCGGAUUGAAAAUACUAAAACCUAUAUUCAAAGAUAAAUACAAAAUGGACAAGUACAGUGAAAUAGUUGAAAACGACCUAAAACUAUGGGAAGUAAACGCAUAG